This is a messenger RNA of Sinocyclocheilus anshuiensis, 5229 nucleotides long. RefSeq names its product C2 calcium-dependent domain-containing protein 4C-like. The record is from RefSeq and is a predicted model, not a curated record. Lineage: Eukaryota; Metazoa; Chordata; Actinopteri; Cypriniformes; Cyprinidae. The coding region runs from base 261 to 1526 and encodes 421 amino acids. The transcript has 2 exons.
UAUAAACAGUGCAGUAAGCAUUACUCUAGUAUUCUAUUCCGAACUCACUGACGGACUGCGAGUAAUUCCAGAGUGGUGCGCGCGCACGGUGCGCUAUUAAAGCCUCGAGUAGCCGCGCAUUGCCAACAGAGCGUUCUGUCCUGGAGUGAGACGCGAGACGAGCAACAACUCAUGGACUGAAGCGAGGACGCUUACUUCAGAUCCCGACCACAAACCACUUCACGGUGCAAUUGCACAUCUCUUCCAGACCCCGCCGAGAGAUGUGGCUGCUGGAAAAGAUCCGCGGUUCAGUGGAGGGAAAUGUUCUCCGGCAGGGAGACUCGACUGACAAACAGAGCAAAGCCCCAACCUACAGCAACGUCCUCACCCCUGACAAGAUUCCCGACUUCUUUAUUCCGCCCAAAUUGGUGUGCUGCCCCCCAGAAGAGGAGACGCCGGAAAUGAAGCCAAAAAAUGGGCUCCAUUCUUCCACGCCCGAGCAGACCAUAUGCUGCAAGAUGCCACAGGGCAGUCCGCGCAGCCCGCGCCUCAUUAACAAGCUGGCUGGAGACACCAAGAACUUGCUCAAAGCUGCAAAUCGCCACAUCAUCCAGGUUGAGAGCGCAGAUGACUUGGUGGUCGGGGAAGUGGGCGUCCUCAACACAAACGCUGACCCCCAGUCCCAGACGGCCAUGUCCUUGCCCUAUGUACCCAAAGCGCAAACCUCCUACGGUUUUUCUACGCUCAUGGAAAGUCCUCACACGAGACGUAAAGAGUCCCUCUUCCAUAGCGACCCCACAAGUCCGCUCACCUCGCCCAACACCCAACGCAAGUCGCAGGGCAACCACUUAAACCCCAGUGACUGUAACAUCUCCCAUUCCAACCCCUACCGGUACUUCAGUGGAGGGGAGAGUGACACUUGCUCCUCGGCAGAGUCCUCCCCAUUCAACUCCCCUCUGUUGUCCCGUUCCGCAUCCCUCCUCAAGAUGUUCACCCACGAAACCCAAGCCAAAGUGUCCCGGGCCAAGCGCUCCUUCGGUCGGCACAGCUCUCUCUCCACAGAUGAGUGCAGCUCUGUGGAGACCAGCCCGAACAUUCAGAAGCGCCUCCGUUGCCCUCCUUCUCCGGCAUUCCGAGGACGGAAACAUGGAGGCAACAUGGAUCGCUUCACGCAGCACACCGUCAACCUCCACAAGGGAGGAACUCUACGCAUCUGCACAGACUACGACAUCGACGCCUCCAGGCUUCACGUCCGCGUGCUGGCGGCCGAGGCUCUCUACGAUAAGCAGUACGAUGCGAAGAGCAUCAACUGUUGCGUGGCUCUGUACCUGAACCCGGGAAAGCUCCAGAAACAGCGGAGCACCAUUAUCAAGAACAGCCGCAACCCUGUCUUCAACGAGGACUUCUACUUUGACUCCCUUCCGGUUGUGCAGGUGAAAAACCUCGCCAUCAAGAUGAAGGUAGUCAACAAAGGCACCAGUCUAAAGAGAAAUACCUUAUUGGGAGAGAGGGAGGUACCCCUGAAGGAGUUACUUUCCGGGAUAUAGAGGUCAGAUUUUGUCCUCCAGACACACCAAUGCGGUCUUCACCUAACAGAACCAGACAAGGAAAUAUCCCAGCUUUGAGUCCUCAAAGUGAUUUGGUCCCUUUGGUUGCAGAACUCUCCAACUAACUGUGUGCAGCUUCCCAACAUGUUUACCAGCAGUGAGAGUGAAUGGAUGUACAGUACUGUAUGUGUGAGAUAUUCUGUAAAUUUGGCCCAUGAGUGUACAGGCAUGCUUCGAUUGUAUACAUGUGAGUUCCCAGGGUUUGUGUUUGUUGAGACCAGUGUCUUCUUGAUUCCAGACCCUGCUGGGUCUCACUGUUGGAGACACAGAUAGAUAAAACAGCUCCCCAUCCACAUGGCAUAUCUUGACAACAAAAGCACAUUAUUGUAGACUGACGCUUUGAAGUCACUUAAGGCCAGAUGCAAAUGCAUGCUUCAUCAGCCGUUUGAGCCUUAAAAUGACGAGAAUGACAAAUAUAUAUUUGUCCCCCAUAUUGCUAUAAUAACAGUGUUUUGCCUUAUGCCUCUUUAAUUCCGCUCUUGAGACUGUGACAUUUCUCUCACUGUAAAACUGGACUUUUGAUGUUUUUUUUUUCUUUUUGAACGCUGAAUCUGUGCAGUUAAAAACACCCUUCAGCCUUAUUGAGUGACAAGCUGCUCACUUUGAGUGACACUGAACUUUUUAGAGAGGGCGUGAUUCGUGAUUGGACAGAGCAUAUGACAUCAUCAUGAAUGUCAAGACAAUGUGAUUUCUGUAAAUAGAAGGCUCUUUUAAAUCUGCUUCUGUGUAGCUGCAUCUGAAAUCACUCCCUAUUCCCUAUAAAGUUGACUAAAUAUUACGCAGUUUGGAGAAAGAGUUCAAAAUACUACUGGAAACAAAUGUGCCAAAAACUACCAUGGUAUUACCAUGUUUUUUUUGGACAUGCUUGUGACAAUGCUAUGACAUUUUUUGCAGUUACUUGGAUUGGCAUGGGUUCUUGGGCAUGUACCAUAGUUUUGACAUUUACCACGGUGAUUUAUAUGAAAAUGGUAACCAUGCAGUACCAUAGUAUAUGUCAGAGUAUUGUAGUAUUACGAUACCUGAUCUAAUACCAUUGCUUUACCAUGGUAAUAUCAUCGUUUUUUUGGGCAUGUACUGUGAAAAUACCUUGCUUUUGGACAAGUACCAUGCUGAUACCAUAAAGUACCAUAUUUGCAUGGCAGUUUAUACCCUUAUUUUUUCACAUGACCCAAAGUUUUGGACAUGUAACCUGAAUAUAUCUUAGUAUUCUUUGAAGUACCAUGAUACUGUGUAUAUCAAAAUAUUUACCAUGGUACUGUUUUUGCAAGGGAUAUACUAGUAACCAAAAGUUGCACAGGUUAAACUGUUAUACCGAGGCUAUGCUAACAUACACAAUGCUUGCAAAGAAGUUUCUUCAGAACAACAACGUAUGUGUUGACGUUUCUAAAGGGCAUUAACGGUGCCCACUAGUGCCAUUUUAGCUUAAAUCUCAGGUUAGGGAACAUAUUGCAUUUUCGUAUGUGUGCACUUUAACACGUUGUUGACUUGCAACAGUUUAUGGUGCAUUGUGGGUAUCGUUUAGUAAAGUAUAAAAUUGUUCAAUAAGAUGUGGGAUAUCCCCCAGGAAAUAUGGAGUUUUUUCAUACAGCGUUUAUGUUCAGAAAGUGUUCAGUUGAUUAUUCUUCUAUUAAAUAUGUGCACAGAGUUUUGGCAUGUUUAUAGUAGAUGUGUUUGUAGAUGUUUUCCAGUGGGAGCAGUUGCAUGGCAAAAUGUUCAAGCCCACAUGUUUUCUUUUCUAUUGUUAUUGAGUCAGAUGGUGAACAUGUAAGAUAUAAGCUCACAUCUUUUCUUCACGUCAUCCCCUGUAUUGGAUCCACAACACUAACACUAUUUUGUAUAUUGUACUUGAUACUCAUUUUUACCACAGAGCACAACAGUGACUGUACAUUUUUUCCCCAAUUUUGGACAUGUAUUUUUCUCAUUCAUUUUCUCCACUGGUAAUUUGAGAAAAAGGUGUUAAAUAAUAAUAGGCUGAAAUGAAAAGUCUGUCUUGAAAGGUUUAUAUCUUACAGUUAAAAACCUGAAAAUUAAUUUUCACCUCACCCUAAGGUUUCACUUAAAUGCUGUUGAUUAAAGCCGAGUCAGAUAAAUUUGGACUUUAAAAUUACCCUUGUAUAAGACACUGUAAUGCGUCAUACAUGGCAAGCUCUUUGUUUGACCUAAAGAGUGUCCGGUAAUAUUCCUGAGAGCUCUUCAAUCAGGUUGCCACACUCUUCUGUUCUUGAGUGGAUUCACACAAUUGCACCGCUAUUAGAAGUGAGACAGAUUGUCUUGCAGUUCUGGCUUCAGCUCAAGGUAACACAUCUGUGUGUUUCUGAUGAAUCAUUUGCAUAUCCUUAAGGGUGAAGUGUGUAAUUUUUGUGCCACAUGCGACACCAAAUGGAAUUGCAACUAGUUUUUCAUGUUUUGUUUUUCCAAUGGAACGUGAGUGAUUUCCUUGUGCAAAAGUUUCUAAGGAGUUAUUGUUGGUUGCCACCUCAGAAAUUCGUUUCAGAGGCUUUUGAUUGAAGAUUAUUAAGAGUUUUUUUUUUUUUUUUUUUGAGUAACAUGCAGAUGAAUCAUGCACAAUAAAGUUGCAGUCACAGUAGCAAAAUUUUGCAUGCAAAAAUUGGCCCAUUGUCUAUUGUCAGUAGUGUAGCAAUGCAUGAAGUGCAACUCACUUUCAAACCAAACAUCUUUCCGGUGGUCAACGUGGCAAAAGUGUACGAUUACCUUUAACCUGUUGAGAAAUCUUCAUGGCUAAAUCUUUCUUCCACAUGCAAAAUUCCCUUUUAAAAUGGCUUGAUUUUGACUGCAAAAAUUCCAAACCUUAAAGCUCAGAAAGUGCAUUAAGAAAACAGUCAGUUUUCAUUUCAUCUUGACUUCUAUUGCUCUUUUAGAUUUAGUUUCAUGAUAUAGCAUGUGGCAUACAUUUGAAUAAUCAGUUUUAGUGCUAAACAGUCUUUCCCUUUAAAUGCAAUUAUUUUGUCAUUUCCGUUUUCCAUUUUUCUUUCAUUCAUUGAUUUGUACCUGUUGAGUUACCAUCUUUCAACUUUCAUUGAAAGCACUUCCAUGUCACGUUUGCCAAGCUGAAAACAUGUAUUAGACAUUAAAGGGGGAAAAAAAGCACUUGGACCAAAUGGUCCACAAUUACAUGAAUUCUAUUUUCAGCGCUCUUUCAAAAAGGCCAAAUUAGAUUUCCCAUCAGAGCCACGUAGAAAACAGAAAGCCUUAUUCCUGUCGGAGACUGAGCUCUUUUUGAUUGGCAGAGAAUUCAAAUUAGAAGAUGAGAAAUAGAUUCCAGAAGGGAUUCAAUAUGGGGGGUGUUAAAUCACAUUCAUUUCCGUAACCAUCUUCCUGUACGUGAGAUUAAAGUCUCGCACUUGUGUUUCGGAUAAUUCAUGGAAAAUGAAGUGCCUAUCUACUGUACUUGAUUCCCGUUCCUUCCCUGAGCCCGUCACCAGCCGCAGCGUUCCUAUGCAUGUGUACAUAAACACCCCUCACCUGUGAUGUGCCGUUUCAAACCCGGAAAUCAGCAUUCCUAAAUAGUGUGGUGUUUCGGCUUGUUGUUAUUCUGAAGACGGAUGUGGUUUUGAUUAGAUGCACUGUCGUCAUGCCGUUUAUUUUUGUUUGUUUGUUUGUUUGUUUUAGCUUCUUUCCAGUG